UUCGCAAAGUCUCCUGCUCGUUGUUCUCUAGUCGACUUCCUUUCGCUAACAGUUCAGAGCCGAGAAAGCGAGAGAAAAAUCCUUCUCUUUUUUAUUUAUUUUUUUCCACUCAACCGAAGACACAAAACCUCCCUAUCGUUCGCUUCACCAGAUUACCUUUUUCCUUCGAUUGUGGGAUAACUUAUUCCAUCAACACCCUCUCUACCAAGCAAUCGCAAAGCGAUUCUUAGAGCUUUGGGAAAUUUUUUUUUUUCAUUUGUUAUAGGAAUUAGGGCAUUGAGUUAGCCGACCUGACUCGGGAGAGAAUGUUUUUCUCGGGCGAUCCGUCAACUCGGAAGCGAGUCGAUUUGGGGGGCCGGAGCUCGAAGGAGAGGGAUAGGCAGAAGCUUCUGGAGCAGACGAGGUUGGAGCGGAACCGGCGCUUGUGGCAACGCCAGCAAAACUCGGCUGCUCUCAAAAUUCAGAAAUGCGUCAGAGGGAGAAAGGCAGUUAAAGCUGAACAUUCUAAGGUGCGAGAGGAGUUCUAUAGAACCUAUGGAAAGUACUGCCAAAAUGUCGACAGGCAUUGUUUUGGCCCAGAUUCAGAGUUCCUGCGCCAUUUACUUUUUUUCUUCAAUGCACAAAAUGUUGGUGAUUUUGCAAUCCUUGUGGAUACAUGCCGAUCACUUCUGCAAUUUGUUCAAGAUGGUGGGGACACCGUGAGGCUCUUUGCAGGAAGGGAUUAUUCAUCCAACCAUGCUUUGGUGGACUACAGAGUGAAGCAACUAGUACAUGCUUGUAUUCAGGCGGUGCAUCAGAAUAGAAAUCAAUUGAAGGAGCAAAUAUUAAUGACAUCCAAGGAAUCUAGCACAUCAACGACUCUCUUGCUAGAAACAGUAGUUAUAUUGAUAGAUCCGAAACUUCCAUGGGUUUGUAACAUUGUUGGCUAUCUUUUGCAAAGAAACACAUUCAGUCUGUUUAGAGAGAUUGCUCUUACAUGGAAGGAAAGUUCAAAUGCUGGUACUUCAACUGGGAUAGUUUCAUCAUUGGAGCGUGUUCUUGCCAUUAUAAUUCCUCACAUUGGUCAGAAGCCAUGCACUUGUACAAAUAUUGAUCCACGAUGGAGUUUCUCAUCCCAGAUUCUUACAAUUCCUUUCCUGUGGCGGCUUUUCCCAUAUUUAAAAGAGGUUUUUGCAAGAAGGGGCCUAAGCCAACAUUACAUUCAUCAGAUGGCAUUUUGUGUGCAAAAUCGUGCUAACGUACUUCCUAAUGAUAUAUCCACCGAAUAUCCUGGUUAUGCCUGCCUUCUUGGGAAUAUUUUAGAAACUGCUGGAGUUGCUUUAUCUCAGCCUAACUGCUCAUUUGAAAUGGCUGUAGAUCUUGCUGCUGUUACAACGUUUUUGUUGGAGGCACUUCCUUCUUUGAAAUCAUCUAGUAGAGAAAGUAAAGAAAGUUCCAUGCUGGUUGAGGAUGAUACAACUGCAGGUGAUGAAGUAACAGAAAUUACCUUGAAUAGGGAUUUGGAACAACAGAUAUGCAAUGCUAUAGAACCCCGCUUUCUUCUGCAAUUGACCAAUUUGUUAUUUGGAGGAAUUCCAUUCGCCAGUAGUUCAGAUGAUGGACCGGAUGAUAAAGAGGUGGCAGCUGUUGGUGCAGCUUGUGCUUUUCUGCAUGUUACCUUCAACACUUUGCCUCUUGAGCGGAUCAUGACAGUUCUAGCUUACAGAACUGAACUUGUUCCUGUGCUUUGGAAUUUUAUGAAGCGGUGCCAUGAGAAUCAGAAAUGGUCAUCCUUGUCACAGCAGUUAGCGUAUCUGCCCGGAGACGCUCCUGGUUGGCUAUUACCCCUCUCUGUUUUCUGUCCUGUUUACAAGCACAUGCUUACGAUAGUUGAUAAUGAGGAGUUCUAUGAGCAUGAGAAGCCACUAUCAUUGAAGGACAUUAGAUGCCUUAUCAUUAUUCUAAGACAGGCCCUGUGGCAGCUUCUAUGGAUCAAUCCUACAACACCAGCUAAUUCCCUGAAAUCUGCCACCAGUGGCUCUUCUAAUAAGAAACAUCCUGAGGAAUUCAUUCAAGAAAGGGUUAGCAUUGUAGCCUCUGAGCUCCUCUCACAGUUGCAAGAUUGGAACAAUAGACGACAGUUUACAUCCCCCAGUGAUUUUCAUGCUGAUGGUGUUAAUGAGUUUUUUAUUUCUCAGGCUGGAAUAGAAAACUCCCGAGCAAAUGACAUACUGAAGCAAGCUCCUUUCUUGGUACCAUUCACAAGCAGGGUUAAAAUAUUCACAUCACAGUUAACGGCAGUUCGGCAAAGACAUGGAUCUCAUUCUGUUUUUACUAGAAACCGAUUCAGAAUACGAAGGGAUCAUAUUCUAGAAGAUGCCUAUAAUCAGAUGAGUGCAUUGUCUGAAGAUGAUCUUCGAGGAGUGAUUCGUGUCACGUUCGUCAAUGAAUUUGGAGUUGAGGAGGCUGGCAUCGAUGGUGGUGGAAUUUUCAAGGAUUUCAUGGAGAACAUUACACGAGCAGCUUUUGAUGUCCAGUAUGGUUUGUUUAAGGAAACAGCUGAUCACCUGCUCUACCCUAAUCCUGGGUCUGGAAUGAUACAUGAACAGCAUCUCCAAUUUUUCCAUUUUCUUGGAACUCUUCUUGCGAAGGCUAUGUUUGAAGGGAUUCUUGUUGAUAUACCAUUUGCAACUUUCUUCUUGAGCAAAUUAAAGCAGAAGCACAAUUAUUUGAAUGACUUGCCUUCACUGGACCCAGAAUUGUAUCGCCACCUUAUUUUCUUAAAGCAUUAUGAAGGUGACCUUGGAGAGUUAGAACUGUACUUUGUUAUUGUCAAUAAUGAAUAUGGAGAGCAAACAGAAGAAGAGCUGCUUCCAGGAGGAAAAAACUUGCGUGUUACCAAUGAGAACGUUAUUACAUUUAUUCAUCUUGUAGCCAAUCACCGUUUGAAUUUUCAGAUACGUCAACAAAGUUCUCAUUUCUUGAGGGGGUUUCAGCUUCUUAUUCAGAAAGAUUGGAUUGAUAUGUUUAAUGAGCAUGAACUUCAGCUUCUGAUAUCAGGAUCGCUUGACAGCUUGGAUGUUGAUGAUAUACGAUUGAACACCAAUUACGCAGGUGGCUAUCAUAAAGAGCAUUACGUCAUAGAGAUGUUCUGGGAAGUUCUCAAAAGUUUUUCAUUGGAAAACCAAAAGAAGUUUUUGAAGUUUGUGACUGGGUGCUCUCGAGGACCCCUCCUUGGAUUCAGAUAUCUUGAGCCUUUAUUUUGCAUACAGAGGGCUGCUGGUAAUGCUUCUGAGGAGGCUCUUGACCGGCUCCCGACAUCAGCUACUUGUAUGAAUCUUUUAAAGCUUCCGCCAUAUAGAAGCAAAGAGCAACUGGAAAUGAAGUUGCUUUAUGCUAUAAAUGCAGAUGCAGGUUUUGAUUUGAGUUGAUUGACCCUGUGCCAUACCAACUAUGCGAUUGUAUGUUAAGUGGAGAAAUCUGUCGUCAGAUAUGUUAAUCCGUGUUUUUGCUUUUACAUCUCUUCUCGCAUGGAAGUGUCAAUGACCAUCUUCAUAGGAGAGUAAGAAGAUCAUAAAGGCCGAGGCGAGGCCGAUUAAAAUGGCCUGUAAAUUAUAAUUUCCGGCCAACCUGCUUAUGAGUUUAAUGUACAUAUGUGAGAUUAUCUACAAAUAGAUCAGCAUUGUGAAAGCACGCACAUGCAUCAUGACCGUUGGUAAUUGAUCUUGUCAAUGUGAUCAUUUUGUAGACUGUAAAUCUUUUAUAAAUUCGCUUAUUAUACAUGUAAGUAGGCCUUUGUAGAAGAAACAGUGCUUUAGCAGUGGGUCUCUCAUUAUCUCUCCUUUUCUCCUCAGCCAAAUCUUACAUAUUUAUUUAUGUAUAAAUGAGAAGGAAUUUAAGUGGUAGCAUAUUUCUGAUAUGCUUCCUGGAGUUAAGAUA
Molecule: messenger RNA, 3918 nt
Organism: Corylus avellana
Lineage: Eukaryota; Viridiplantae; Streptophyta; Magnoliopsida; Fagales; Betulaceae
Gene: UPL6
Product: ubiquitin protein ligase 6
Biological process (GO): protein polyubiquitination; ubiquitin-dependent protein catabolic process
Molecular function (GO): ubiquitin protein ligase activity
Source: RefSeq, a predicted model, not a curated record